This is a messenger RNA of Cydia strobilella, 1304 nucleotides long. RefSeq lists its product as uncharacterized. Gene Ontology annotation, cellular component: cytoplasm. The coding region runs from base 271 to 1263 and encodes 330 amino acids. NCBI's taxonomy places the organism in Eukaryota, Metazoa, Arthropoda, Insecta, Lepidoptera, Tortricidae. The transcript has a single exon. The record is from RefSeq and is a predicted model, not a curated record. Gene Ontology annotation, molecular function: calcium ion binding.
AGAUUGUCGAUUUCCGUAUUAUUUAUGUUUACUUAUUUUACGCUAAUGUUUGACAAAGUUCGUGAAAGCAUAUUUCAUGGGGUCAUUGAUCUUCUCGACUCCAUAUCGUUAGAGAGCCUAAAUUUAUAUGAUACAAUAACUAAAAAUUUAAUAACAACAUUAAGGUUACAGUUCUCUAAACCAAAAUGCGGUGAUAAAUUCAUGGUAUGAUUUUAUUUUAAAUUAAAGAAAAAAAUUGCAAAAUCUUAAGUUCUACAUAUUUUUUAUACAAUGGAUAAUCCGGAAACGGGAAUAGAAGAUCCAAAAGAAGUAGCCGAAGGCGAAGAGGCAGCCAAAGAAGCGGUAGAAGGUGAGCAUGUAGAAGGAGAACACGUGGAGGGCGAACACGGUGAGGGAGAACUCGGGGAAGGAGAGCAAGCCGACGGUGAACACGUAGAAGGAGAACAUGUUGAGGGUGAACACGCUGAGGGCGAAAAGGUCGAGGGCGAGCAUGUCAAAGGCGAAGAAAAGGAUAAGCAAUUAGAAGGGGAAGAAUUAACCGGUGAAGAACUCCCGGAUUUAGAAAACAUCGAAGCCGAACAAACUGAAGAAGAAAAACCCCCCGAAGCCGUAGAAGAGCCUCCAGUAGAGGAAGAGGAACAAUAUGUGGAGGAACCUCCGCCCGAUCCAACAGCACCGUACAACCUAACCGACUCGCAAGAAGCGCUGAAGCCAAAGUUUGAGUUGCGGCCAGACCAGUUGGCUGAAGUGGAACAACUAUGGGAGGUUUAUCAAGACUACACACCAGCUUAUUCCGAUCUUGACAAUUAUAUAACUGAAAAAGAACUCGUCUACAUGUUAAAAUGCCUCAUUCUUUUGCCCGUAACUCCUGAACAGCUCCAAGAGCUUAUAGAAUACUGCGUUAGACCUCCUCAUCCUGAAGGUCACAUUAACUUUGAUCAGUUCGUUAAAAUUGUAACUCUUAGGCAACGGUCUAUUGUUAUCGAAGAAGAAUUGCGAUCUGCUUUAAAGGUGUUCGAUAGGGCAAACACCGGGGAAAUUAGUCGAGAUGAGUUAAAAGAAGUACUUUUAAAACAAGGUCAUAAAUUGCCACAAAAACAAUUAGAUAAUCUAAUAAAAGAAGUGGAUUUAAGCAAUGAUGGUACCCUUGGUGUGGAGGACAUUGUAGGCACGAUGUGUAUCGACUUAAACCCGGAAGAUUUAAUAAUGUUAAGAAAUAUCGUUUACCCGCCUGCAGAGAAGCCUAACACCGAAGAAGAUUAAAACAUGAUUCAUACGUACACGUACUAUCAUACUGCCUAUAU